AUGCUGAUCAAGGCCUCUGCACAUUACAAUGUUGCCAUACCAAUCAAUAUCAGAAUGAUUGAAACCCUCGAUCAUACCAACUGGUUGGCAUUGCCCAAUCGUCAGUUGAGCACCCUCAGCAAACACUACGAUAUUGUGAAUCAACUUCCACACCGAGCCCUUUCCGAUGUGAUCACACUGAUCAAAGUGAUCGAGGAGAUGUACCUGGACCCUCAGAAUCCAUUCUGGAAGGAUCAUCCCUUAGCCCCAGAGGACAUCCCUGCAACGAUGUUUUGGGAUCACCUGUUAUAUAUCAGAUCCAAGAUGGCAGCACCACAGCGGAAUAGGACAUUGAAUGGAAAGGAGGAACAAAACGAGAUGGACGACCUUCACAAAGAUAUUCCCGAGCAACAAGAGUCCGUUGUGCUUGGUGAAGAGCCACAACACAGCAAGAACAAGAAGAACAAGAAGAACGAGAAGAACGAGAAGAACGACAACAAACAGAACAAGAGAGGCAAGCCCAACAGGUGUGGAAAUUGCCAACAAACAGGCCACAACAAGACAACAUGCAAGAGCAAGCCUGUUGUUGAUUCAAAGUCCGCCAAGACCGCCUCUGCCAUUCCUCUGCCCACCCCACUGUCCAUUGACUCUGACGACUUAAUGAUCACUGGCGACGCUGGUCCCAACCCUGACGCGAAGGCUUCACGAACACCUUCAACAAUGCCUAGCCUAUCAUCCAAGUUCACUUCAUGUGGCUUGGACGAUCCCGAUUAUCGCCAACGUCUCGAAGCUGGUUGGCUCAAGUCAUCCCAUUUCUCCCAUAUCAUCAGUUUGAUUCUUUGCCAACAGUUCACGAAAGACGGUCUACAGAGUCAACCAAACCACCUAUUCUUUGGUGAGCCAGACUGGACAGUAGAKCGUUUUGAUAUAUCGUCACAUCGUGGAAAGGUAAUCAUUGUUCCUCUCAACAAUAAUUAUCACUGGCUCCUCUGCAUGAUCAUARUUCCACCCAAGAGGAUGGACGUGGAAGUACUCAUUGUCGAUAGCUUUGCGCAUAAAAAGAAUGGCCCCACUACAACAGCAAACAUCGACSACACGUACCGCAACCUCAUUAUCAGCAAUCUGACAUUUGGCACUGAUAACAUCUCGCGUGCACACGGCAACACAAUAUACACUGGUCAUCAACACUCAGAGG
This is a messenger RNA of Acytostelium subglobosum LB1, 1174 nucleotides long. RefSeq lists its product as hypothetical. The annotation marks the transcript as partial. Lineage: Eukaryota; Evosea; Eumycetozoa; Acytosteliales; Acytosteliaceae. The transcript has a single exon. The record is from RefSeq and is a predicted model, not a curated record.